CUCCAAACCCUCCAAAACCCUAAACCCUAACAUACACCAAUUCCUUCUAGACUUUUCUCUGCUCCACAAUUUAUACUCUCCUUCUCUCUGUCUCUUUCUUUUACCUGAGAGCUCAUACUUUCUCAUUCUAUUUUCUCUCUUCUCUGCAAGUUCAUCAUGUACCGCUUCGCCGGCAGCCUCGCCUCUAAAGCCAGGUUGGCUAGGAACUGUACCCAACAGAUUGGCAGUAGUUUGAUUUCGAGAAGGAACUAUGCGGCCAAAGAUAUCAAAUUCGGUGUGGAAGCCCGGGCAUUGAUGCUCAAGGGUGUGGAAGAGCUCGCUGAUGCUGUUAAAGUCACAAUGGGGCCAAAAGGACGCAAUGUUGUUCUGGAACAAAGCUUUGGGGCCCCUAAAGUGACAAAGGAUGGUGUCACUGUAGCAAAGAGCAUUGAGUUCAGAGAUAAAGUCAAGAACAUUGGUGCUAGUCUUGUAAAGCAGGUCGCAAAUGCUACCAAUGAUGCUGCAGGGGAUGGUACCACUUGUGCUACAGUCCUCACCCGCGCUAUAUUUACUGAAGGAUGCAAAUCAGUGGCAGCUGGAAUGAAUGCAAUGGACCUAAGACGAGGCAUUUCAAUGGCAGUUGAUUCUGUUGUGACAAACUUGAAGAGUAGGGCUCGGAUGAUCAGCACAUCUGAAGAAAUAGCUCAGGUUGGGACCAUAUCAGCUAAUGGAGAGAGAGAAAUUGGUGAACUAAUCGCUAAGGCUAUGGAGAAAGUUGGCAAAGAGGGUGUUAUUACCAUUGCUGAUGGAAAAACAUUGUAUAAUGAAUUGGAGGUUGUUGAAGGAAUGAAGCUAGAUAGGGGAUAUAUAUCCCCUUACUUUAUUACCAAUCCUAAGAACCAAAAAUGUGAAUUAGAAGAUCCACUCGUCUUAAUCCAUGAGAAGAAAAUCUCAAAUCUAAAUUCGAUAGUGAAAAUAUUAGAGCUGGCAUUGAAGAAGCAAAGACCUCUUUUGAUUGUUGCUGAGGAUGUGGAAAGUGAAGCACUUGCUACACUCAUUAUAAACAAGCUUCGUGCUGGAAUUAAGGUUUGUGCAAUUAAAGCCCCUGGAUUUGGAGAAAACAGGAAGGCAAAUUUGCAGGACCUAGCCAUUCUUACGGGAGGCGAGGUAAUAACUGAAGAGCUUGGUCUGAACCUUGACAAAGUUGGAGUAGAAACACUUGGAACCUGCAAAAGGGUUACAAUAUCAAAAGAUGACACUGUUAUUCUUGAUGGGGCUGGUGACAAGAAAGCCAUUGAAGAAAGAUGUGAACAGCUGAGAUCAUCAAUUGAAUUGAGCACUUCUGAUUAUAUUGGCGGAGCGAGCGAAGCAGAAGUUAGUGAAAAGAAGGACAGAGUAACUGAUGCUCUAAAUGCCACCAAGGCUGCUGUGGAGGAAGGAAUCGUACCUGGUGGUGGUGCUGCACUGCUUUAUGCCUCAAAGGAGCUGGACAAGUUGGCAACUGCAAACUUUGACCAGAAGAUUGGUGUUCAAAUUAUUCAGAAUGCUCUUAAGAUGCCUGUAUCCACAAUUGCUUCUAAUGCUGGAGUUGAGGGGGCAGUUGUUGUUGGCAAACUAUUGGAGCAGGACAAUCCUGACCUUGGAUACGAUGCAGCAAAAGGUGAAUAUGUAGACAUGAUAAAGGCAGGGAUCAUUGAUCCAUUGAAAGUCAUCAGAACCGCCUUGGUCGAUGCCGCAAGCGUGUCCUCGUUAAUGACCACGACGGAGGCAGUUGUCGUUGAGCUUCCCAAGGAUGAGAAGGAAACCCCUGGAAUGGGAGGUGGCAUGGGAGGCAUGGAUUACUAGAAGUUCUAUCAACAUGUUGGAUUCAGUAGAGGCUGCUUCCUUGCUCAGGCUCACACCUUCCUCGUUUAUCCUUAUUCAAACUGAGUUCUCCAAUUUCUCGCUUUUAUGCUCUCUUUUUUUCUUCAAUGGUAUUGGAGGCUGAACAUGAAUGUAAUCAUAGUGAGAGAGGUUAAUUGUGCAGGAACAUUUUUCACCAGUUGUAGUCUCUGGUGGUAUUUAUGAUUUUGUUGUUCUCA
Molecule: messenger RNA, 2060 nt
Organism: Prunus mume (Japanese apricot)
Lineage: Eukaryota; Viridiplantae; Streptophyta; Magnoliopsida; Rosales; Rosaceae
Source: RefSeq, a predicted model, not a curated record